Messenger RNA from Phytophthora sojae, 324 nucleotides. RefSeq lists its product as hypothetical. The transcript has 3 exons. Bases 71 to 250 code for a protein of 59 amino acids. The record is from RefSeq and is a predicted model, not a curated record. NCBI's taxonomy places the organism in Eukaryota, Oomycota, Peronosporomycetes, Peronosporales, Peronosporaceae.
CGACACCAGCGAUAUGUUGUGCGGGUUCUGCGGGCAGUCGCCAUGCGCGUGGGACGCGCACGAAGCUGUGAUGAAGGAGCGAGCAACCAUUAUGCAUCCCCGACUCACUCGUGGAGACCAGCAGGAGUCUAUUCGCACGGCCCUCGGUCGUGACCGAUUGCCUGUUUGUGUGAGCAAAAAGCUUUUGCAGCUUUGGCCAGAUAGCUCUGAAAGCUCAGACAAGGAUCACCCGUCGGCGCGCGCGCAAUAGCUUCCAAAGCAUCCUGCAGCUGGGGUGCGUUGGAGCGAAAGGCACCCUCGUAAUGAAAGGCUCUGAAACAUUCG